GCAGAAAUCAAAAGAAACUAAAUCAUGAAAAACAAAAGAGAGAUGAUGAAUAGCCUAAAACUUAAAAGACUUCUUAUUGCACCGGUCUAUCUCUCCCUCCUCCUCCAAUCUCUUGCAGUGCAAGGUAUAAUCAGAGUCGGUUUGACGAUGAACUAUUCUUCAUUCGACAUCAAUGGAGUGCGGUUGAGCAAUAUCAAUGAUAAUAUCUAUAUUGGAGAAAUAAAAGUUGGUACUCCAAGUCAGCGUUUCAAAGUGGUGUUUGAUACUGGAAGUAUCAAUCUUUGGGUACCAUCUACCAAGUCAAUGGGCAGCAAGCAUAACCUUUACGUUUCGAGCAAAUCAAGUUCUUAUAAACCAAUUGGAAGAAAUGUAACCCUCGAAUACGGGACAGGUUCUCUAAGAGGUAUUCUAAGCAGUGACACUAUCAAUGUUGGUGGCAUUACAAUAACAAAUCAGUGCUUCACAGAGGCUCUUGCUACCAGGACUGGUGAUGAUCCACUUCUGAAAGCUCCCUUUGAUGGUAUAUUGGGACUUGGGAACCCUCAAGAUUCUGCGACAAGAACUCUUUCUGUUUGGGAGUCAAUAAAAACGCAAGGCAGGGUUGAGAAAAAAAUAUUUUCCAUCUGGCUUGGGAGACCUUCUCUCUUUAAAGCCGAAGGGGAGAUAACGUUCGGAGGGAUAGACCGAUCACGUUUCAAGGGACAACAUAUCUAUGUAACCGCGACCGGGGAGAAAUACUUCUUCCAAAUGAACAACAUAUUAGUCGGCUCACAAGACACGAGUGUUUGCUCAAGAGGGUGCCAAGUUUUUGUUGACUCGGGGAAUUCAAACAUUCAUGGUCCAGCGGCUUUGAUCAAGGAAAUUAAUAGGAGAAUCGGAGCAGCACCAAAUUGCUCAAAUGUUAAGAGGCUGCCUGAUGUAACCUUUACAAUAGGUGGGAGUAGUUUCUCAGUCAGUAGUCGUGAUUAUAUUUAUCGGGUGACAAAAAAUAAGUGCACAAGUAGAUUCGUGGAGACAAAUGAUAUUUACUGGACACUUGGGAUGCCCUUCAUGCGUGCCGUUCAUACGGUGUAUGACUUUACUACUGAGCCAACGGUGAAGAUUGGCUUUGCUAAGUCGGCUUAGAUUCUCACUAAAACUAAGUGUUUAAUUAUGACUAUUUCUGAUACAUAUCGAUGAUAAUAUGAAGAAGAUCACUAAUUAAUGUAAUGGAACAAGAUCAGUAAUGUAAUGGACAUAAUAAAUCUCAUCGUCAAAGUACAUUGAUCUUUAAA
Capsella rubella is the source of this 1274-nucleotide messenger RNA. RefSeq names its product aspartic proteinase oryzasin-1. Gene Ontology annotation, molecular function: aspartic-type endopeptidase activity. Gene Ontology annotation, biological process: proteolysis. Lineage: Eukaryota; Viridiplantae; Streptophyta; Magnoliopsida; Brassicales; Brassicaceae. The transcript is spliced from 6 exons. The record is from RefSeq and is a predicted model, not a curated record. Bases 25 to 1125 code for a protein of 366 amino acids.